Molecule: messenger RNA, 1263 nt
Organism: Colletotrichum chrysophilum
Lineage: Eukaryota; Fungi; Ascomycota; Sordariomycetes; Glomerellales; Glomerellaceae
Exons: 3
Coding region: 1-1263 (420 amino acids)
Molecular function (GO): oxidoreductase activity; zinc ion binding
Source: RefSeq, a predicted model, not a curated record
AUGACAGCAUACAACUCUCCUCGCCCCAAGACGAUGAAGGGCGUCGUCUGGGAAGGCAAGCCCUACGAGAUGGCCGUCAAGCACGACAUCCCAGUCCCGCGCAUCACCGAGCCGGAGGACGCCAUCAUCCGCAUCACCACCUCCGCCAUCUGCGGCAGCGACCUGCAUACCUACCAUGGCUUCUUUGGCAGCCAUGAAGUGCCCUUCGCCAUGGGCCACGAGGCUAUGGGCAUCGUCGAGGAAGUCGGCGAUGCCGUCGACAGCUUCAAGGUAGGCGACCGUGUCGUCGUCGGCUUCCCUCAGGACGGGUACGUCCAGACCCAGAACCACCUCCAGCUCGAGCUCGUCACCUAUGGUUUCGGUCAAGACUUUGGCGGUAUAGGAGGUCUGCAGACCGAGUACGUCCGCGUCCCGCACGCCGACUCCUCCCUCUUCAAAAUCCCCAAGCGCCUCCCGGACAAGGAAUGGCUCUUCAUCGGCGACAUCUUCCCCACCGCCUGGGAAGGCCUCACCUGGUCGGGCUUCCAACCAGGUGACACCGUCGCCGUCUUCGGCGCCGGCCCCGUCGGCCUCAUGUGCGCCUACUCCGCCAUCAUCCGCGGCGCCGCCCUCGUCUACGUCGUCGACCACGUCCCGCAGCGGCUCGCCAAGGCCGCCGGCAUCGGCGCCGUGCCCAUCAACUUCGCGCGCAGCGGCGCCACCGGGUCCGAGCAGAUCCUCGCGCUGCAGCCCGGCGGCGUCAACCGCGCCGUCGACUGCUGCGGGCAGAUGGCCGCCGUCAACGCCGAGCUGAAGCCGCAGCAGGACUACGUGCUGCGCGAGGCCGUGAAAGUCACGAGCUUCGGGGGCGGCAUUGGCGUGCCGGGGGUGUACGCGUCGCUGGAGAAGAGCGCGGGCGCGCCGAAGGCGGAUGAGAUGCGCCCCGAGCUGAAGUUUCCAUUUGCGGAUGCGUGGUUCAAGAGUAUUACGAUCAAGCUCGGUAUUGUGGAGUUGUUGGAGACGGUGCCGGCGUUGGUGAGGCUGAUUGAGAAUGGCAGGGCGAGGCCGGGGUUUGUGGUUACGAGCGAGGUGGAUAUUGACGAGGCGCCCAAGAUGUACAGCCGGUUUGAUAAGAAGCUCGAGACCAAAGUGCUUCUCCGAGGCCCUGGUAAAGAGGGUAGAGAUGAUUUCGUCUGGGAGGCUGAGCAGCAGAGCAACGGGGUCGUGGUCAAUGGUGCUGACCAUAGAAUUUCUGGCAAGACCAAGAGAGUGAGACUCCAUUGA